UUCAGCCAAAGUUUCACGGGAUGCGAGGGUACUUAUGUAAGUGACGGCAACAGCGUGACUCUUCUAUCCCACCCGUGUAGCAGGGGAGACAUCAUUUCAUCAGCCAGUUAACAGAUUUUUGAGGGGUGCUCAUUUGCACAACAAGCCAGUCGCCAUGCCUACUGACGCUCAAAGCGAUGCCCGCUCCUUCCUCACUGAGGAGAUGAUUGCAGAGUUCAAGGCCGCCUUUGACAUGUUUGACACGGAUGGCGGUGGUGAUAUCAGCACCAAGGAGUUGGGCACCGUGAUGAGGAUGUUGGGACAAAACCCAUCGAGGGAGGAGCUGGACGCCAUCAUUGAGGAAGUAGAUGAGGAUGGCAGCGGUACCAUUGACUUUGAGGAGUUCUUGGUCAUGAUGGUGCAACAGCUCAAGGAGGACCAGACAGGGAAGAGUGAAGAGGAGCUCUCUGAAUGCUUCCGUAUUUUCGACAAGAACGGAGAUGGAUACAUCGACCGAGAGGAGUUUGGAGACAUUCUGCGCAUGACCGGAGAGCCUGUCACAGAAGAAGACGUUGAUGAAAUGUUUGGCGAAUCUGACAAUAACAAGGACGGAAAGAUUGAUUUUGACGAGUUUUUGAAGAUGAUGGAGAAUGUCCAGUAAAGACCACAUUCCCUGGUGACCCUCCUUCAUCAAAAUCACUUCACUGUUUUUAAUUGGCAUCAUUUUGUUUAGGGGUUAAAUACCUUCAACCAUGCUGCUCUCAUAUGAAGCCCUAAGGUCUGGCGAGAAUGUCUAAAAAUAUCCGUCCACCCCUUGUAAGACGAAGACACUUUCUUCAGCUGUCCCUUCCUUGGCAGCUGUUGCUCCUCCUGACAUGCUACACCAUGUAUUCCCUUCAAACCACCAAACUCCUCCUCCAUAACCCUAUCCUGUGUUGUCCUAUGAAAUAAAUCAACCUUUUACUCUUUG
Syngnathus typhle (broad-nosed pipefish) is the source of this 949-nucleotide messenger RNA. RefSeq names its product troponin C, skeletal muscle. The record is from RefSeq and is a predicted model, not a curated record. Gene Ontology annotation, molecular function: enzyme regulator activity; calcium ion binding. The transcript has 6 exons. The coding region runs from base 155 to 640 and encodes 161 amino acids. Gene Ontology annotation, cellular component: myosin II complex. NCBI's taxonomy places the organism in Eukaryota, Metazoa, Chordata, Actinopteri, Syngnathiformes, Syngnathidae.